GCAGCCAGGGCAGCAAGGACGGCACCAAGGGAGCUGCCCCAUGGACAGGGUCCCACAGACACAGCACCGAGCCUCGCAGGAGCUGCUGGCUGCCAAGAAGACCCACACCUCACAAAUUGAAGUGAUUCCUUGCAAAAUCUGUGGGGACAAGUCAUCUGGGAUCCACUACGGGGUUAUCACCUGUGAGGGGUGCAAGGGCUUCUUCCGGCGCAGCCAGCAGUGUCACGUGGUCUACUCCUGCACCCGCCAGCAGAACUGCCCCAUUGACCGCGCCAGCCGAAACCGAUGCCAGCACUGUCGCCUGCAGAAAUGCCUGGCACUGGGCAUGUCCCGAGAUGCUGUCAAGUUCGGCCGCAUGUCCAAGAAGCAGAGGGACAGCCUGCACGCCGAGGUGCAGAAACAGCUGCAGCGGCAGCAACAGCAGCAGCGGGGACAGGUGGCCAAGACCCCGCCAGCGGGCGGCCAGGGAGCCGACCCCCUCGCCGGCCCCAUCGGGCUCCCAGACGGGCAGUUGCCCCUGGGCUCCUCACCUGACCUGCCUGAGGCCGCGGCCUGCCCCCCUGGCCUCCUGAGAGCCCCAGGCUCCGGGUCCUCCUACCCCAGCAGCUUGGCCAAGGCCGGGCCCGAUGGGGCCUUGUACCACACGGAAUACAGCCCCGAGCGGGGCAAGGCCGAGGCCAGCGAGCGCUUCUACAGCACUGGCAGCCAGCUGAGCCCCGACACAUGUGGACUUCGUUUUGAGGACGCCGGGCAUCCUGGGCUCGAGGAGCCAGGACGGGGCCCGGACAGCUACGGCAGCCCCAGUUUCCACAGCGCCCCGGAGACGCCCUAUGCCUCCCUGACGGAGACUGAGCACCUGGUGCAGAACGUUUGUAAGUCCUACCGAGAGACGUGUCAGCUGCGGCUGGAAGACCUGCUACGGCAGCGCCCCAACAUCUUCUCCCGGGAGGAGGUAGCCGGCUACCAGAGGAAGUCCAUGUGGGAGAUGUGGGAACGCUGUGCCCACCGCCUCACCGAGGCCAUUCAGUACGUGGUGGAGUUCGCUAAGAGGCUCUCAGGCUUCAUGGAGCUCUGCCAGAAUGACCAGAUUGUGCUUCUCAAAGCAGGAGCAAUGGAAGUGGUGCUGGUCAGGAUGUGCCGGGCCUACAACGCUGACAACCACACGGUCUUUUUCGAAGGCAAAUACGGUGGCAUGGAGCUGUUCCGAGCCUUGGGCUGCAGUGAGCUCAUCAGCUCCAUCUUCGACUUCUCCCGCUCCCUGAGCUCCUUGCGCUUUUCUGAGGACGAGAUUGCUCUCUACACAGCCCUCGUGCUCAUCAAUGCCAACCGGCCAGGGCUCCAAGAGAAGAGGAAGGUAGAGCAGCUGCAGCACAACCUGGAGCUGGCUUUUCAUCACCAUCUCUACAAGACUCACCGCCAAGGCAUCCUGGCAAAGCUGCCACCCAAGGGGAAGCUUCGGAGCCUGUGUAGCCAGCACGUGGAAAAGCUGCAAACCUUCCAGCAUCUCCACCCCAUCGUGGUCCAAGCUGCUUUCCCUCCACUCUACAAGGAACUCUUCAGCACUGAAAUUGAGUCACCCGAAGGGCUGUCCGAGUGACCUGGAGGAGGGACUCCUUUCCCUUCCCUAGAGCCUACUGGCCCUCCUCCCUGGAUCUCCUCCCACCUUCACAUUUUUCUUACCUGUGCCCCCUGGAGGGUGGUCCCUACCUGUUCGUUGGGGGUGAGCAAUUGCUGAGACUGGUUUUCUGCCCACAGCCUUGCCUGACAGUGGGCCAAGAGCCAGAGGGUGGUGAUGAAGGAACACCAUCUCCAGCCUCAGCUUUGUUGCGUCUCCUUUCCCAUGACCCUUCACCCCCAGCUUCUGAGAGGCCUCGGGUGGCACAUAAGGACCUCUAGGAGGACCAUGGUGUCCUCAGGACACCAGGGGGAUCCAGGACACCCUGGAUAAACAGAACUCAACUCUGGGCUCAGAAGCUAAGAAUAGGACUUUAAAAUACCUCAUUGCAUCUCCCCAUGGGCUGUGGCUGGGGAGAUGUGUCAAGCUCAGAGACUGAUGGCUGGAGCCCAGAAGGACCUGUAUAUAACAUGAAUCCAGAUCUUUAGAUUUUCUGCUUCCCCCUUCCUCUCAGCUCAGCUAGGAAGUGGUUGGGCACCCUGCCCUUUUCCCAGAAUCUAAAAAAACUGGAUAUGGAAAGAUAAGGAUGGGGUGGGGGUAAGGGGCUGGGAUAACUUUUUUAUGGGAUUUGGGUACAGGGAUAGGUUACAAUGGAGGCCAAGAACAUCACAGAUAGAACUCAAACCUCUUAUGUGCACUUUAGAAGUAGACUUUAGGGGUCAGCACAAAUCUGAUGAGAGACACACAUCCACAUACAGGUGAAACACACACUCACAAACUCAAACUGCAAUUAUGCACCUCUGUAAACACAUUUAAUCUGACACCAUUUCUGUCUUCCUUGAGGUCACAGCUCAGAGGUGCUUAGUGGCCUCCGGGAAAGAGUCCCAAUCCUGAGGGACCCCAGAACAUUUUCGUGGUGUGCCAGUCCACCAACCUUAGACCUGGGGUGGCCCAAACUCAAUCCCAGCCCCAGCUGUCUUCUAGCACAAGAAACCCCAAAAGAAGAAGGGAUGGCUGGACACUGGUCAGUCAGAUGCCCCAGACCGACCCUUGGAAGAGUCCUCCUGUCAUCAUGCAGAAAGGAAACAAACACAAUUUCACCCCAACUCUAGCAGGGAGGAGACCAGGGAACAGGACAGACACCUGUUUCUCUGGCUGUGAUCAUGCCCCAGGACUUCUCUUGGCUUUACAAAUCGCUGUGAGCCCUCCUCUGAGGGAUAAAUGGCCGGUGAUGUGGGGGUGCUGUGUUCCUCUCGGUGGAGGGGUUAAGUUGGCUAAACAUAAACCCCAAAUUGUGCUAUUCUUCAUAAAAUGAUUUUAAAGGCCAGAGGUAUGUGCGGCAGGGGCAGGGGUGGGGGUACUUAAAUCGCAUUACAGACAAGCUGUUCUCCUGUCUCAUUCCUGUGUGGAGACCCAGGUUUCUAGGCCAGCAACCCAUGAACAUCAUAAGGAUUGCAGCCCCCACUCUGAGCAGCCCCCCAGGGAGGCUUGGGAGGUGCUCCUCAGGAACCCCCACCAAAGGAGUCUCGAACUAAGCUCCCCAGCAGAUGUUCUGGACUGAGAACUUUCCCCACAAAACAAUACCCAUGGGGGACAUUUAGAUUGAGAGGCUGCACAGAAUCACCCUGCAUCUGGGAGACUGACACCCCUGAGGAAGGUGCUUGGCCCCAGAGCUCCCCAGAGGGGAGUCAGGAUGUCCACGAGAGACCCCUUCGGGCUGCUGGCCGCCUCUCCCUCCUGAGCCCUCCUGCACCCCCGAGUCUCCCUCUUUGCUCCCUCCC
Molecule: messenger RNA, 3396 nt
Organism: Neomonachus schauinslandi (Hawaiian monk seal)
Lineage: Eukaryota; Metazoa; Chordata; Mammalia; Carnivora; Phocidae
Gene: RORC
Product: RAR related orphan receptor C
Exons: 11
Coding region: 41-1597 (518 amino acids)
Biological process (GO): regulation of transcription by RNA polymerase II
Cellular component (GO): nucleus
Molecular function (GO): nuclear receptor activity; zinc ion binding; RNA polymerase II cis-regulatory region sequence-specific DNA binding
Source: RefSeq, a predicted model, not a curated record